Messenger RNA from Ostertagia ostertagi, 399 nucleotides. Lineage: Eukaryota; Metazoa; Nematoda; Chromadorea; Rhabditida; Trichostrongylidae. The record is from the annotation of a GenBank genome assembly.
AUGAUCAAUUUGUUUUGUCUCGAAUCAAUAACCAAACAAGUGUUCUUUUGGUCACAAGAGGAACGAACGGCGGACGCUCUACUUCCUAUUUACACCGAGAACGAUUUCGGAUCGGUGUCCCGUGUCCUUCGUGAAAACACUGAUCCCACCAUCCAGUCAUGUGCUUCGCGACUUCGUCAUGGAAACUGUCCAUCAGUUGAAGGCGCUCAGCUGAUCACGACUGUUGUCAACUGGAACAAAAGCGAUAGUGGAGCAGCUCAGUUUCGCAUUUGCUGCACAGAAUCACUUCGAACAGCUGAACAAUGCAUCAGAGAGCGGAUACACUCCACUGAUGUGCGCUGUAGCGGACGGAAACUGGACAGCCACUGUAGCGCUUCUCUCUCUCGGAGCUCAACGUGA